Messenger RNA from Lobosporangium transversale, 1776 nucleotides. Its product is annotated as guanine nucleotide-binding protein subunit alpha. Gene Ontology annotation, biological process: G protein-coupled receptor signaling pathway. Lineage: Eukaryota; Fungi; Mortierellomycota; Mortierellomycetes; Mortierellales; Mortierellaceae. Gene Ontology annotation, molecular function: G protein-coupled receptor binding; G-protein beta/gamma-subunit complex binding; GTP binding. The coding region runs from base 443 to 1504 and encodes 353 amino acids. The record is from RefSeq and is a predicted model, not a curated record. The transcript is spliced from 5 exons. Gene Ontology annotation, cellular component: heterotrimeric G-protein complex.
CUUUUUGGCCUCUUUCAAGACAUUGAGCUGGUUCUUUCUUUUCUCUUUUUUCUUUUUAUUCUUCUCUUCCUGGACCUCUUUCUAAUUACCCAAUUCAUCCUAUUCAUCACUACAUCAUUACAUCGAUCACCACUCUUCAAACCUAUCGUAGCUCCUGCUCCUCUAAUAACAUCUAACACCCAAUCUACUCCACUGUACCCUAUCCUACUCUACUCUACUCUGCUCUACUCUACUCUACUCUGCUCUACUCUACUCUACUCUACUCUACUCUAUUUGCUCUAUCCUGUUCCUUACACCACACUACACCACACUACACUACACUGUGCUAUCGCCGCCUAUCAACAAAAAGGAAACCAAACACGGUCAGCCAACCAGCGCGGCCCCAUUAAUCUUUCUCAAUUGGACGUACCUGAUAUCAACAAUAGCAUCAUAAUAAAUCAUCAUGGGUUGCUGUGUUAGUCAAGAGGAUAAGGAAGGCCGUCAGCGUAAUGAAGAUAUCGAGAAUCAACUCCGAAAAGAUCGCCUACGGAUGCGCAAUGAAGUUAAAAUGUUAUUGCUAGGUGCUGGUGAGUCUGGCAAAUCCACUAUAUUGAAGCAGAUGAAACUUAUUCACGAAGGUGGUUACUCAAAGGAAGAACGUGAAGCGUACAAGGAGAUCAUCUUUUCCAAUACAGUUCAAAGCAUGCGCGUGAUUCUGGAGGCGAUGGAAAAAAUGGAGCUGCCUCUUCAACAUGGCACGAACCGCAACUAUGCGAUUGUUAUCAUGAGUCAACCUCAACAAAUUGAGGGUGAGUACAUGCCUCAAGAUGUUGCUCUCGCUAUCCAAAACCUAUGGAUGGACCCCAAUGUACAGCAGGCAUUCCAGCGUAGUCGUGAAUAUCAAUUAAAUGAUUCCGCCAAAUAUUAUUUCGAUUCGAUUGAACGGAUUUCCAAAAACACGUACGUCCCCACAGACCAGGACGUACUCCGAUCACGCGUGAAGACAACUGGGAUUACAGAAACGCGUUUCGUGAUUGGAGAAUUGACCUACAUAAUGUUUGAUGUGGGAGGUCAACGAUCUGAACGUAAAAAAUGGGUGCAUUGUUUCGAGAAUGUGACCGCAAUUGUGUUCUUGGUAGCAAUCUCAGAAUACGAUCAACUACUAUUCGAGGACGAGACUGUUAACCGGAUGCAGGAAGCCUUGACGUUAUUUGACUCGAUCUGUAAUUCAAGGUGGUUUGUCAAGACUUCCAUUAUCUUGUUCUUGAACAAGGUUGAUCGUUUCAAGGAGAAGUUACCUUUCUCUCCCAUGCGCAAGUAUUUCCCUGAUUAUGAAGGCGGUGAUGACUUUGACCAAGCAUCACAAUAUAUUCUUAAUCGCUUCGUCAGUCUGAAUCUUUCGGACACGAAGCAGAUUUACACCCAUUUUACGUGCGCUACCGAUACUACCCAGAUCAGGUUCGUCAUGGCAGCCGUUAGUGAUAUUAUCAUCCAAACCAAUUUACGCGAUUGUGGUCUUAUGUAAAAAAAAAAAAUUGCUAUGCAAACAAACAUAAAACAUGUUACGUAUUAUUCAGACUCUACUCUCUCACCUCCUUUGUUUCUCCUACACUGUUCUCCCCUUUCAUCCUUACUCUCAAGUAAUUAUGAGAGGGUGAUAUAAUUCUCCGUCAUAUCCACACAACGUAUAUACCAAUUUAAAUUUAUUCAAAUAUGUACUGUAUUUAGUUUGUGCAACCACAGCAUUCUAUUUUGUGCCUGAAAUUUUCAGUCGUAAUAAAGUUAAUAAAAAAAGAC